AGCUCUAUGAGCAUAAACGAUCACAGUGAAGUACACAACAAUGCUGCAUAAUUAAAUGAUUUUCUUCUUAUAUCUUUUCUUUCUGCGAUAUAUAUUGCGAUAUGAAAAGAUACAGGACGGUAUUUCAAACAAGAGCAGCAAGUUUCUAAAGGGUUUAAAUAUGACUUAUUAACAUUUGAAUCAUACAGUUAUAAUUGAAUUAUUUUGAACUUUAAGUCUGUUUUAUCUAUUUUAUCUUAAGCCCGCACAAUGAGGGAAAAAAUGUGAUGGGCAAUACUGUUUUGGAUAUUAUGAUAAUGAUAUAAAGUGGGAUAAAUAAACUAAUACUAAAGAAUCUCACGUUUCUUGUGAAUUCAAAACAAAUCAAGCAUUUUAUACCAAUACAUUUGCAACAAUUACUCUGAGGCUAGCUGGUAGUUAGCUGGAGUUUCAUCUGGCUGCAUGAAAAUGAUGUGAGGGCAUGUAAAAUGUACACAUGCUGUGAAGUGCUUCUUUACAUGGAUACGUUUUCUAAUAUAUUGCAAUAAAUGAAGACGUCUGCGAUGGGUUCAUUAUGAAAGUUCAUGUUGCGGUUAACGAUAAAAUUGUGAUUCAUGGUGCAAUGAAUCUUGUGCUUUCUUGUACAUUUUCAAAUAACAAAUUUAGCAAUGACAGAGUUGUAAUCCGACCUGAGAACUCUGGAUUAUGAGCAUUAAAUAUAAAACAUUGAAUAUAGUUGUGUGCUAUUUUAACGCUGUCUUCUUUAAUUGAGUCAACAGUUUUCCUGUAAUUCCUUAGGGGGGAAAAAAGAUAGAGCGUCUGCAAUACUUCCUUUGUUCAGUUUGAAGCUUGUGUUUGUGUGUGUGAGCGUCUCUCUGUUCAUAUUUGACACUUAUCAGUGAGAGCCAGCUGCUGAACGCUCGCACACACACACACACACACACAGUGACUCGACCACAGUCGUCUGCUGAAGACACACAGCUCUAAAGUGAUCUGUCAUCAUGAAGGGCUUCCUCAGUCUGCUUCUCAUCUGCAUCUCAUCAGCAUCAGCAUGUCCUCACCUUUGCACCUGUAAUGGAAGCCAGGUGGACUGCAGCAGCAGAUCUCUCACCUCCUCCUCUCUGCCCACUCGUUUCCCUGCUGGAACCACCGAGCUCUACCUCCACAACAACGUGCUCACCCACCUUCCCAACGGGCUCCUGGACAACCUGCCCUCCCUGCGCCAAGUCUCCCUUCACAACAACUCCUGGGUGUGCGACUGUGGAGUCCUCUACCUGCGGGCCUGGCUCCUCAGUCAUCCUGCCGGCCUAAGGUCACACACGGGCGUGAACUGCAGCUCCCCACCCGACCUGAGAGGACGUCUGGUGGUGUAUCUGACCGAAGACGAGGUCCUGGAGUCCUGUCACUACUGGUACUGUGACCUGGCUCUUGUCUCUCAGGUGUGUCUCUUUGUGUUUGUGAUGGUGCAGGCGGCUCUGCUGGUGGCUCUUAUCGUGUUCCUGAGGAGGUUUGAGAGGCUCUCCAGAGAGGCGAGGAGGACCACGGAGGAGAGCUUCACAGCCGGGGAGGGUCAGAAGGAGAACUACUACAGCCCUCUAGAGGGCAGCAGCAUCUGAGAUGAAGCUGAGAUGUGUUUGGUUGUUAGAUUUAACUAAAGAAAAAGAGCAAUUAGUAAUUUAGACAGAUGAUUAGAUAGAAAAAGUUGCUCACAAGCUUUUCAAGUUUAAAUACAAUUCAAAUGACCUUUUAAUCCACAAGCAGGUUAGAUUAAAGCAAAAACAUGAGUGAACUAUUAGAGAAAUAGAAAAUGCAGAGAGCGUUUCUGGACAAUACUGAAGCUGUUCUGUUGGCUUUUGCUUUACUUUGUGAGCGUACUCGUGUGUGUAGACAACUGUAUACCCUACCCUUGUAGUAGACUUGUUAAUGAAGAUACGUGUAUAUCAUCUUUAAAAACAGUGAACACUUGAGCAUGCCUGAUAUUGGACUUUGAGGAGAUAGCAUUGUCAUCAUUUUAUAACCUCCCUGUUAUCAAAUAAUUCAUUAGGAUUGAUUAGGAACUUGAUAAGUAUAUCUUACAUUUGGCUAAGAAUCAUAACCAUCUAUAUGUGUACUGAGCAGGCCAGUCUAUAGUUUAGAAAAUGAACUUGUCAUUGAGGUUAAUUAAUUACCACAGAGAUAUUUCUGGCUAUUCUGUUCUGUAGUUAUCUUAUCAACCAUGUGCUAAAACGUAUACAUCUGUGUUUAGCUGAUAUCAGGUGAUAUAAUAUGCAUUCAUUUCACUCCCUCUCAUCAAACCCUUUUUUAAGUGGCAUUAUUACAUUAGGACACUCCAGUUUUUAAAUUAACUCUGAUAUGUCAAAAACAUGGACUGUCUCUGCCAAAAACAAUGUGGUUAACAAUAAAUCAUGUAGUUUUCCAAAGCUUUAGGGUUAAAACCAUCCAAUGGUAAUCCUUGUGUAUCACCUUGAACACCUGUGAAGUUAAAUAAUACUCUCACCUGAAGUCUGAAUAAGAAAUGGUUAUUUUUUUUCUUCUAUGUGCAUAUGAUGUCUGGAAGAUUCGUACAUUUUUCUACUUAAAGUUGAAGAUAUUUAAUCUUGAUAUGAAGUCGUGUAACUUUUUCAAUUUAUAUAUAUAGUCCAGUUUCGUCAGGGGAAAAAAUAAUGAAAUCAUUUUUGAUUAUGCCUUGUUUAUGUUAGACCUGAGUCAAAUGUUAUUGAGAAACUAAAUUUCUUUCACAUUGUAUGACUUUAAUGUUUAUUCCUUUUAACACAAUUGCAAAAGCAAAUUCUUACUUUAUAAAUCAAAUAAAACAAUAAAUCUAAUGGGAACAA
Molecule: messenger RNA, 2813 nt
Organism: Labrus mixtus (cuckoo wrasse)
Lineage: Eukaryota; Metazoa; Chordata; Actinopteri; Labriformes; Labridae
Gene: gp1bb
Product: glycoprotein Ib platelet subunit beta
Exons: 2
Coding region: 981-1595 (204 amino acids)
Source: RefSeq, a predicted model, not a curated record